Molecule: messenger RNA, 2694 nt
Organism: Clonostachys rhizophaga
Lineage: Eukaryota; Fungi; Ascomycota; Sordariomycetes; Hypocreales; Bionectriaceae
Source: the annotation of a GenBank genome assembly
AUGAAGACCGAUUUCAAGUUCUCGAACUUGCUGGGCACAGUCUACUGCCAGGGCAACCUGCUCUUCAGCCCAGAUGGCACCCAUCUGUUCUCCCCAGUCGGUAAUCGCGUCACUGUCUUCAACCUAGUCGAUAACAAAUCCCACACCCUCCCUUUUGCUCAUCGCAAGAACAUCGCCCGCAUCGGCCUCUCUCCCCGCGGCAACCUGCUACUCUCCGUCGACGAGGAUGGACAUGCCAUUCUCACCAAUGUCCACCGUCGCAUCUCCAUCUAUCACUUCUCAUUCCGAUCGCCGGUCACAGCGCUCGCAUUCUCCCCCUCCGGCAAGCACUUUGCCGUAGGACUCGGCCGCAAAACCGAGGUCUGGCAUGUGCCUUCUACCCCCGACGUAAACACCGAAGGCGUCCUUGAUUUUGCGCCCUUUGUACGACAUCAUACACACACUGGCCAUUUCGACGAUGUCAAGUUCAUCGAAUGGUCGAGUGACUCUCGGUUCUUCCUGACAGCCUCGAAAGAUUUGACCGCGCGGAUAUGGAGCUUGGACCCCGAGGACGGAUUUGUGCCGACGAUUCUGGCGGGCCACAAGCAGGCGGUCAUUGGCGCAUGGUUCUCAGAGGAUCAAGAAACACUCUACACUGUCAGCAAGGACGGAGCCGUGUUCACAUGGAAGUACGCCAAGCCCAAGAACCACACGGAGGAUGAUCGGAUGGAAGAUGACGACUCCGAUAUGCGAUGGCGGAUUGUCGAGAAGCAUUAUUUCAUGCAGGGGAGCGCUCACGUUAGAUGCGCGGCCUUUCACCCACGAUCAAAUCUUCUCGUUGCCGGCUUCUCUAACGGUACAUUCGGACUGUACGAGAUGCCCGACUUCAACAAUAUUCAUAAAUUAAGCAUUUCCCAAAACGACAUCGACUUCGUCACAAUCAACGCGAGUGGGGAGUGGCUUGCUUUCGGUGCUUCCAAGCUCGGCCAGCUUCUGGUCUGGGAAUGGCAAUCCGAGUCGUAUAUCCUUAAGCAACAAGGACACUUUGACUCAAUGAACUCACUGGUGUAUGCGCCAGACGGGCAACGCAUAAUCACGACUGCAGAUGAUGGAAAGAUCAAAGUGUGGGAUAUUGAGUCUGGAUUUUGCAUUGUCACGUUCACCGAGCAUACCAGCGGUGUGACAGCCUGCGAAUUCACCAAGAAGGGCAACGUCCUGUUCACAGCCAGUCUGGACGGCUCGAUACGAGCAUGGGAUCUCAUCAGAUACCGGAACUUCCGUACAUUUACCGCCCCGACGAGACUAUCAUUCUCCUGCAUGGCCGUUGACCCCAGCGGUGAGGUCGUAGCUGCAGGAUCGCUCGACUCGUUCGAUAUACACAUCUGGUCCGUACAGACGGGUCAACUUCUUGACCAGCUUUCCGGCCACGAGGGCCCCGUCUCGGCGCUGGCAUUUGCACCAAACGGCAGCUCCUUAGUGAGCGGAAGCUGGGACAGAACAGCCCGCAUCUGGUCCAUAUUCAACCGAACUCAGACGAGCGAGCCCCUGCAGCUCCAGGCAGAUGUCCUUGAUGUCGCCAUCCGACCAGACUCGCUCCAGCUCGCCGUCUCAACCCUCGACGGCCAACUCACCUUCUGGUCAUUGUCAGAUGCGGAGCAGGUCGCCGGAAUGGACGGGAGACGAGACGCCUCCGGUGGCCGUAAGGUAUCAGAUCGCAGAACCGCCGCCAACGUAUCCGGCACCAAGAGCUUCAACACCAUCGACUACAGCACCGACGGCAGCUGCCUGAUUGCAGGCGGCAACAGCAAGUACAUCUGCCUAUACUCGGUCAGCACCAUGGUGCUCCUCAAGAAGUUCACCGUCAGCGUGAACCUCUCCCUCUCCGGCACCCAAGAGUUCCUCAACAGCAAGCUCCUGACCGAGGCCGGCGCCCUAGCCGAGAUCGACCAGCAAGGCGAGGAGUCCGACCGUGAAAACCGCGUCGACAAGAGCCUGCCAGGAUCGAAGCGAGGAGGCGAUCCCUCCGCCAGGAAGGAAUUUGCCGACGUCCGAGUCUCGGGCAUUGCCUUCUCGCCCACCGGCACGGCCUUUUGUGCCGCCUCAACCGAAGGCUUGCUGAUCUACAGCCUAGACAACACGCUUCAGUUCGACCCGUUCGACCUGAACAUGGAGAUCACACCCGCAUCAACCCUCGCCGUGCUGGAGAAUGAAAAGGACUACCUCAAGGCCAUCGUCAUGGCAUUCCGUCUCAACGAGACCGGUCUGAUCAAGCGCGUCUUUCAAGCUGUUCCCCCAGCCGAUAUCUCCCUCCUCGUGGCUAAUGUACCGACCGUGUAUGCGCCUCGGCUGCUACGCUUCGUGGCCGCCCAGACCGAGGAGUCACCCCAUAUCGAGUUCUGCCUCCUCUGGAUCAAGGCCCUCGUCGACAAGCACGGCGCCUGGCUGAGCGCGAACCGGGGCAAGCUCGAUGUGGAGCUGCGCGUCGUGUCGCGGGCCAUUGCGCGGAUGAGAGACGAGAUCCGGAGAAUGGCUGACGAGAACGUGUACAUGGUUGACUACCUGAUCAGCCAGGCUGAUCAGGGGGCUGUGGAGAAGAAGGGGUCAUCGCAUCUAAGUCUCGAGAAUGGGGCGGAGAAGAUGCUAUUAGAUGUGAAUGACCAGGGUGAAUCUGAAGAGGGAUCUGACGACGAUGAAGGAUGGAUGGGUCUAGAAUAA